This is a messenger RNA of Phascolarctos cinereus (koala), 2852 nucleotides long. RefSeq names its product perilipin 2 (gene PLIN2). The record is from RefSeq and is a predicted model, not a curated record. Gene Ontology annotation, biological process: lipid storage; positive regulation of triglyceride storage. Gene Ontology annotation, cellular component: lipid droplet; cytosol. Lineage: Eukaryota; Metazoa; Chordata; Mammalia; Diprotodontia; Phascolarctidae.
GGGAGGGGCGUGGGAGACGCCUGCGUGGGUGGGAUUUCUGUACUUAUAUUUAGCGGGGCCGACGGUCACUUAGUCUACCUUUAGGAGCGCGUCAUCCUGUUGGUGGUCUGUGACACUCCGCUGCCGGUGACUCUCGCUUUGCCAGGUGCAGCUAGCCAGACGCCCCUUUCUAACUGUAGGUUCUGAGGAUAAGACACUAAAAUGGCUUCUGUUGCAGUUGAUCAACAACAGAAUGUGGUAACUAGAGUGGCCAACCUUCCCUUGGUGAGUUCAACUUAUGACUUGGUGUCAUCUGCUUACAUCAGCACAAAAGAUCACUAUCCUUACCUCAGAUCAGUGUGUGAGAUAGCAGAGAAGGGAAUGAAGACCAUCACUAUGGUGGCAGUGACCAGUGCUUUGCCCAUCAUCCAGAAAUUAGAACCUCAAAUUGCAGUUGCCAACAACUAUGCUUGUCUAGGAUUGGAUAGAAUUGAAGAAAGACUGCGUAUUCUGAAUCAGCCAACAGAUAAGGUUGUUGCCAAUGCCAAGGGUGCAGUAUUUGGUGCAAAGGAUGCUGUAACAACAACUGUGACCAGUGCCAAGGAUUCUGUGACUCACACUAUUAAUGGAGUUGUGGGCAGAACAAAAGGAGCAGUUAAUGACAGCGUGGAAAUGACCAGGUCUGUAGUGAAUGGAGGUAUCAACACUGUCUUGGGAAGUCGAAUGGUACAGAUGGUGAGCAGCGGAAUUGAAAAUGCGCUUAGCAAGUCAGAGUUGCUUGUGGAUCAGUAUCUUCCGCUCACUGAAGAGGAACUAGAAAAAGAAGCAAAGAAAGUUGAAGGGUUUGAUGUGGCUCAGACACCAAGUUACUAUGUUCGUUUGGGAUCUUUGUCCACCAAACUCCGCUCACGUGCCUACCAGCAGGCCUUAAGCAGGGUUAAUGAAGCCAAACACAAAGGCCAAGAGACUAUUUCUCAGCUGCAUAACACUAUGAAUCUGAUAGAGUUUGCCAGGAAGAAUGUUAAUAGUGCCAACCAAAAACUACAGGAUGCCCAGGAUAAGCUAUAUCUCUCUUGGCUGGAAUGGAAGAGGAGUAUAGGCCAUGAUGACAGUGAUGAAUCCCACUGUGCUGAGCAUAUUGAAUCCCAGACUCUGGCUAUAGCUCGGAACCUGACACAGCAACUCCAGACCACCUGCCUUACUCUUAUGUCCAAUAUCCAGGGUCUACCCCAGAAUAUUCAAGACCAAGCCCACCAUGUUGGGUCAAUGGCUGGUGAAGUCUGCUCAGUAUUUCGAAAUGCCACUUCCUUUAAGGAAGUAUCGGAUGGUCUCCUCAGUUCCAGCAAAGGGCAGCUACAGAAAAUGAAGGAGUCUUUAGAUGACCUGAUGGAUUAUGUUGUUAACAACACUCCUCUCAACUGGCUGAGGACUGCAAUUGCUGGAAGUCUGACCAUGGAUUAUCAAGUGCAUUAUUACUUUACUUUUCUUAAGGUGCCAGAUUUCACCAUCACUGACUUAUCUUCUGAAACUUAUGAAAUUCCAGACAUUUUAGCUUCGGAUGAGGAGGACGAAGUUGAUUAUUCAAGAUUUAAUGGAUCUGUUAACCUAAGUCAGAAUAAUGAAUAAAGAACAGCAAACUGAUCUCGAAUAUAGCAUUUUACCUUGCUAAAUUACAUGUUUUCUCCAAGUAUUUUUUAUAGUUUUUGGGAGUGGUAGUAAAUUUUGUUUUAAUUUUAUUGAUUCCUUAUUUCAUUCCCCAGAGCAACUGUUACAAACUUUUUCUUCUUUAUUCAAGUCGCCCAGUGCGCUCCUGUCCUCCACGAUUACAGCAAAUAAUACACCGAGGAAACAGACUGAUCCAUGUUUCCCCAGUCCUCUACUUUUCAAAAUUACAUGCCUCUGUUCCCAAUCUCAUUCAUUCCUGUGAUCUUGUUCUAGGAAUUAUCCUGUCUCUAAAUACAUCAUCCCCCUCUUUCUCUCUAUUUCUUUUCUAUUGGCUUACAAACAUUGGUCAAAUUUCCCACAUCCUAAAAAUAUCCUUUGUUGAUCCUGUCUUAGCUAGCUACAGUUCAGCUUCUUUCUCCCUUAGGUUUCUUGGAAAGUUGGAUUAUACCUGAUACAACCACUCUCUCAUCACUUCCCUCAUUAACCUCAUUUAACUUGGCUAAUGGAACUCCCCUCAGAAGAUAAAAAUCAGUCAACUAACAAGCCUCUAUUAAUUUCUUAUGAUGGGAUAAAUACAAUGAAAGAAACAAUCCUUGCUCAAAAGGAUUCCUAUUUAAUCCCAUGGCCUUUUUAUUUUAUUGUUUCAAAGUUACAUAUAUUUUUUCAAUUUCCAACAUUUUAAAAUUCCAACAAAUUCCAACAUUCCCACAAAACCCCGGACAAACAGAAAACAAAACGCUUGCAAUAAAUAAACAUAGGUAAGCAAAAACAAAUUCUCCUACUUGCUAUGUGGAAGAAUGUGUCUCAUUCUGUGUCAUCACUGCUCUAGUAGGAAGUAGUUAGCAUUCUUCACCAUCAGUCAAUUGGAAUCAUGAUCUAUCAUUUUGGUGUUCAGCAUUCUUAAGUCUCAAGGUCCUCUUUUGAGUCUCUGCAUGGGGCAUUUGCCACUAUUGACCGCCUUUCUCCUUUUGGGUCCUAUCUCUUCCUUUGGUUUCUUCCUUCUGCUUCUUUAAUCUCCCCUUCUCUGUCUCCUCUGCUGGCUCCUCAUUGAAUUGUUUUGAAUUGUUUAAUUUGUUCUAAAAAAACCACUGGAUAUCUGUUUUUUUGUCUUCCAUAGUAUGUGUAAGAAAUUCUGGUUGUGAAGGCUAUUAAUCUAGCUUGAUAAUCACUGAAAUGGUUGAAAUAAAAAGUUUGAGCACUGCCAUUUA